Molecule: messenger RNA, 372 nt
Organism: Pieris macdunnoughi
Lineage: Eukaryota; Metazoa; Arthropoda; Insecta; Lepidoptera; Pieridae
Source: the annotation of a GenBank genome assembly
AUGGCCGAGGCUACAUGGCACAAGAUCGAAAGGCUGGCCUUGUGCCAGAUGGAAAUUGCGGCGGAAGAAAGAUGGCUGGAGAUAGAACAUUGUGGAAUUCUAUGGGUCCACCACGGUCAGACACACAAACAUUCGUGGCACGAGGAUCUAGCUUCAGAUAUCACUCUAAAUAAGAAUCACUGCUAUUACAAUCCUACCAGAAAACGUAAGUACUCGAUUAAAACAAUUAUUACGGCUUCCGCAAACAGGCCAUUAAUUCUUGACAGUUAUAAUGACGCAGAUCAUAGCUUGUCUGAAACGCUGAAGCCUCGAAAAAAUAUAUUAAACCUCAGGCAGAAAUUGGCAAAUGUUAAAAUACUAUUUAAACCAUAA